Messenger RNA from Arachis duranensis, 1563 nucleotides. Its product is annotated as protein trichome birefringence-like 19. Lineage: Eukaryota; Viridiplantae; Streptophyta; Magnoliopsida; Fabales; Fabaceae. Gene Ontology annotation, cellular component: Golgi apparatus. The transcript has 2 exons. The record is from RefSeq and is a predicted model, not a curated record. The coding region runs from base 49 to 1290 and encodes 413 amino acids. Gene Ontology annotation, molecular function: O-acetyltransferase activity.
ACAGAGAAGAGUUGAGUCUAAUAAGAAAGCUGAGGUUAGUUGUGUGUGAUGAAGUUAGAGGGUACUGAGAUUUUGAAGUGCAACUAUGCAGCAAGAAACAUCCCCAGAGGUGUGGUUCUGUUACCCUUCACUCUUGUUGUGAUACUGCUCCUCUUUCCUCUCCUCAGAACCUUGAAUCUAUCAGCUUCUAAGAUAUUUGCCACAAGCUUUGAAUCUAAAGAAGAAACAAGAAGGAGUAGUUGCAAUGUUUUCUCUGGGAACUGGACUCCUUAUCUGAAGGGACCGUACUACAGCAAUGAGACAUGCCCUUUCAUAUUUGACAAGCAGAAUUGCCUUCUGCAUGGAAGACCUGACAGGGAGUUUCUUCAAUGGAGAUGGAAACCUAAUGAGUGUCAGCUUCCUCUCUUUGAUGCUGCUCAGUUCUUGAAGAUGGUCAAAGGGAAGUCAAUGGCCUUUGUUGGGGACUCAAUCGGGAGAAAUCAAAUGGAGUCCUUGUUGUGCCUCCUUAGUUCUGUUGCGCGUCCUGAAGAUAUUACAGGAAAACACGCAUCAGACAGCACAUACUUCAAAUGGUGGUUCUAUCCUGAUCACAAUUUCACUCUUGCAUUAUUAUGGUCCCCCUUUCUAGUCAAGUCCAGCAAAAGUUAUCUCAAUGAUAGUUCUAAUUUCUACCUUGCCGAGAAGCUUUAUCUCGAUGAACCAGAUGAAGCUUGGGCUAGUCAAAUUGAAGACUUCGACGUUGUGAUCUUCUCUGGAGGACAAUGGUUCUUCCGACCGCUAACAUUCAUGGAACACGGCCACGUUGUUGGAUGUCAAAAAUGCCAGAACAACACUGAGCUCAACUUCUAUGGAUACAGGAUCGCAUUCAGAACAGCUUUCAAGACCAUUUUAAAUCUUAAAGGGUUCAAGGGGUUGACAUUUGUGGUGACACACUCUCCGAACCACUUUGAGAAUGGGCUGUGGAACACUGGUGGUGGUUGUAAUAGAACAAAGUUAGUUACCACUGUGGAAGAAAAGGUGGCAGUGCAUCCAUAUGGAAUAGAAGAAUUGCACCAAAUACAAAUAGAAGAAUUCAGAGAGGCAGAAAACGAAGCUAAGAAGAAGGGUUUGCAGUUGGGUUUGAUUGAUAUAACUGAAGCAAUGCUGGUGAGGCCAGAUGGGCAUCCCAAUAGUUAUGGCCAUGCCAUUGAUAAAAACAUUACUGUCAAUGAUUGUGUUCAUUGGUGCCUGCCAGGUCCUGUUGAUACGUGGAAUGAGAUUUUGCUAUAUCACAUGAAAACAAGGAUGUGAUCAAUUAAUGUCUCAUUUUUUUUUACCAGGAGUCUUCAAUUGUUUUACUUUACCAUGAAAUGGUAUAAUAUUAGCAGACUAAAUUGCCAAAUGGUGAUUUAUUUUAUUUUAUUUUAUUUUUUGGAGGAAACUAUCUUUAAUUAUUUAUUGUGUUUCCAAGGUGCAUUAUCACUUUUUAUAGUGAAAUUGCCACCACCCGUAAAAAAUUGAUUUUUCUUUUCUUUUCACAAUUCUUCUUCUAAACAAUAAACAUUCCAAGACCUUCAACUUCAA